AUGUCGUUUAAAGCAGUCAUUACAAACCCAGAAAAACAUGCCCUAUGGUGCCGUAUACUUUACGUUUUAUCCACAAUUGAUGAAGUUAUCAAAAUUACUAUUUCUGAUAAGGAACUGAUUGCAUGGUCUAUCAACUCUACGGAUACCACAUUAUGUCAAAUUCACUUCUCACGGCAGUUCUUCGAGGAGUUCAAUUUCGAGCCGAAUGAAAUAGUCUUUGGAGUUAAUGGUCUUCAGUCAAAAAGAGACGUACAAGGUACUGAUCAGAAACUUUAUUCCUUCCAAAUUAACGGUAGGCAUUUAACUACCAUAUCCAAGAAGCCAGAUAACGAUUCGAUCAGGAACUUCACAAUUGUUCUUAACAACUCGAGCAGUUGCCCCGAAACACUAGUCGAUAGGCUUCUGAUACGUAUGGAAAUGGAGUCAUUAAUUGUUAAGGAAUACUCACCACAGAUAGAUCCUAUCCAGUUUGACCCAAUUAUUAUUGAUCUGAAAUAUAAAAGUCGAUUUUUGGACGUGUUUGGUACAACAGCGAUAACGAGCAACGCAAAUUCACAGUUAGACCCCCGAUUACUUGAGAUAUUUAGAUCUAUUCAACAAGAACUAGAGGCUUCUUUAUUCAACGGGGAAAUAGAAUAUGGGAUACGCCAAAAAGAUCAGUUGACCGAAGCUGAUGAAAUUAACUAUAUUUGUUGUGACCGCAUACUAUUGAGCAACAUUUUAGAUAACGCUACAAAUUCUAUAACUGAGCUUAAAUUGGAAAUAAACCCAAAUAAAUUGAACAUGACAGGAUUUACAAAGGCUAUAUAUGGUAAAGAUAAUGAUCUACUUCGAAAUGCUAUGAGUGUAACCAAUACCAUCAAUACAUUGGAUUUGGAGCAUUCUUGUCUAUUUACAGCUGUCAGUGGUGACCGAAAAAAAGUACAAGAAUCUUCGAAGAGUAUUAUUUUCAAAUUAAAGGAUUUUAAAAGUUUUAUGUCUAUUUCCUCGAAUAGCAAGUCAUUACCAAAUAAUGCUGACAUACUCAAUCUUUGGUUCUGCCGACCAGGAGAUCCUGUUCUAUUCGAGAUGAAGAAAAUGGGCGUUCGAAUGGAAUUAGUACAAACUACUGAUGGUAUUCAAACCAAUAAUUUUGUCCAAGACCAGAAUAUCAGACAAGUUAUUUCACCAAAGAAAGGAACUUUGCAACAAGAGACGAAAGAAAUCAAGAAACAAGAGUAUCCAUUUCGUGACGAGGCGCCAGGUAAAAGCACAAGGGAAAAAAGAAAACUAUUAGAUCCGAAUGUAACAAAACCUUCGUUGCUUCACCCUAGCAAUCCAACUCCGAAACAACUCAAUAUACCACCGAAGCGAGAAUUAUUCGUACAAGAUAUAUCUCAGGGAAAUGUCAAGAGAACUGCAGCCUGCUCUUUACGAGAGGAGGUAACCGGAAAACAGAAUGUGAAAUCGAGAAAAUUGAGAGCGAUGUUUGAACCGCCAUCCGAAUAUGAUCCUCCCGUGAGCCAGAACGAACCUGUGGAUGUACUGAGGAGAAGUCCAGAUAGGAACAUGCUAGCGGAGAGAAGUACCACUACAAUUGGGUGGGGGAAAACAGAUUCUACCAAGGAAUACGUCAAUAUAGAUGCUCGAGAUAUGCUGAAAGAUGAAAAAAUCAAACUGUUACAGCAUGACGUAACCGAAUUGAAGAAACAAUCAUCCCAGGAAGGAAACCAUAUGUCUGAGUUUGGUCCGACACAAGUGACACAACCACGUGGGUUAUUGGAUUGA
Naumovozyma dairenensis CBS 421 is the source of this 1767-nucleotide messenger RNA. RefSeq names its product Ddc1p (gene DDC1). The transcript has a single exon. Bases 1 to 1767 code for a protein of 588 amino acids. Gene Ontology annotation, cellular component: checkpoint clamp complex; condensed nuclear chromosome. Gene Ontology annotation, biological process: cellular response to ionizing radiation; recombinational repair; DNA replication checkpoint signaling. The record is from RefSeq and is a predicted model, not a curated record. NCBI's taxonomy places the organism in Eukaryota, Fungi, Ascomycota, Saccharomycetes, Saccharomycetales, Saccharomycetaceae.